This is a messenger RNA of Cuscuta campestris, 2939 nucleotides long. The record is from the annotation of a GenBank genome assembly. NCBI's taxonomy places the organism in Eukaryota, Viridiplantae, Streptophyta, Magnoliopsida, Solanales, Convolvulaceae.
CACUAUAAAUAGGGUCUCUUGUAACCCUACGCAUCAUCUUCAAUAAUAAUAGUCCUCUCCUUCUCUUAUUCUUCUCUCUACACUCUAAACGGGUAUUUCCCCUUUCUGCCCACAAAACCCUACGGAGCCGCAAGCAUUCACGCCGGCAGCUUAAGGCCAUAGCCGGACCCUUUGCCGUUCCGGCGAUACAACUCGUAUCAUCUGGUGCUUUCAUUCUUGAACUCAUUGACGAUUUCAUGUCUACUCCUCAGGAUUCUUCCGCCGUCACUCUAGACGAUAUUAUGCAUGCUAUUAAUAACUUGAGCAACGACCUUCAAGCCACGAAACUCCGCGUGGCGGAACUUGCAACUCCCAAACAGCCGUUGCAGGAGCUGGAGCAACGCCGGCCGCCGGGCGUUCCCCAACCGGGUUGGCGGCCUCCUCCGUCACGGACUACUCCUCCGACGUUUGAUCCUACCCCGCGCAUGCGUGUCGACGCGCCCCGUUUCUCGGGCGAGGACCCCACGGGAUGGAUUUUCCGGGUACAAAAGUAUUUUGAUUAUUUUUUGACUCCCGAGCCGGAACGUUUUCAAUUGGUUGCCAUGUUAAUCGAUCAUCCGGCGUCCGAGUGGUUCCAUUAUUACCAGGCAAACAACAUCGAAGCCUCUUGGCAGGAGUUCUUAGAGGCUGUCCACCAACGAUUUGAUCCUGACUACUAUGAGAACUACGUUGGGCUCUUAUCCAAGCUUACACAGACGACCACCGUUAUGGAGUAUCAGACUGCUUUUGAGGCCAUUCUGAAUAAAGUUUCCGGGGUGCCCGAAUCAACGUUGGUUGCCAUGUACGUCGCCGGUCUUAAACAGCCGGUCCAGCGUGAACUCAAUCUCCGCAACCCAUCCACUCUUCAGGCUACCUUUGCUUUGGCACGCGAACUCUCGGCAUACGACGACGACGUUCCUUCACCUGACACCGAGACACCGGAGGACACCACGGACUCCGUGCAUAUCGCGGCUGACAUCUCCAGCAUGCAUUCCAUGACGGGUAGCCCGAGCCCACGCUCCCUCCGUUUAGCCGGUUUGGUGAAUCAUGGGGCUGUCCAGCAAGGGCAUCCUCUUGCCUUCUUUAGUAAAAAACUGGGUCCACGCCGCCGGGCGGCUUCCACCUACCACAAGGAACUUUAUGCAAUUGUGGAAGCGGUUCAGAAGUGGCGCCAGUACCUCUUGGGUCGCGAGUUCGUUAUACGGAGUGAUCAGCGAAGCCUCAAAGAGUUGCUCGCCCAAAUUGUCCAAACACCCGACCAACAAUUUUACCUCCGUAAGCUCAUGGGCUUUAAAUUUCGAAUCGAGUAUAAAAAAGGAGCGACCAACAGGGCUGCAGAUGCACUUUCGCGACGGGACUGUGAGGAGGAAACAGCUGGCCUCUUCAACACGUAUGCCCAACCGGUACCACACAUCAUGCAGGCAUUGCGAUGGGAAAAUGCCUCCCUGCCGGAUCUUCAAGAACUCCACUCGGCAGUGACCGCAGGUACAGCACCCUCGGACGUGUCUGCCCAUGACGGGCUGCUCUAUUUCAAACGCCGUUUGUAUGUCAGCCCCACCUCCUCUCUUCGGGAUCAGCUCCUCCAUGAAUUUCACUCCACUCCUGUCGCCGGUCACCAAGGGAGAGAACGCACAUUCCGCCGACUAGCCCAGGUGUUCUAUUGGCCUUCAAUGCGGAAAGACGUGCGUCGAUUUGUGGCCUCCUGCCUGGUCUGUCAAAUGACCAAAUACUCCACUCAGAAACCGGCCGGGCUGCUACAACCUCUUCCGAUCCCAAGUCAGACCGGGUUCGAUGCUCCUCGUGUGGCCCAAUUAUUCGUUGAGGUUGUGGUCAAGCAUCAUGGGUUUCCUACAUCACUUGUCUCAGAUAGGGAUUCGGUUUUCAUGGGGAGUUUUUGGCGGGAGCUCAUGCGCCUUAGCGGCACGUCCCUUAAGUUCUCCACCGCUUACCACCCACAAUCCGAUGGCCAAACCGAGGUGGUCAACCGAAGCGUGGAGCAAUACCUUCGCGCGUUUACAUUCGAGCGGCCGUCGAAGUGGGCACACUUUUUACCCUGGGCAGAGUUGGCGUUAAAUUGCAGUCACCACGAAGGGCUGGGGCUGUCACCUUUUCAAGCCUUGUACGGUCGGCCUCCACCAUCCCUUUUCCCAACGCUGGCCGUACGGUCCAAGGAUCCCCGCGUCGAAGAAAUACUCUCUGAGCGUGCUGACUUGCUGCAUGAUUUGAAGGCUCAGUUGGAGAAGAUGCAACACCGGAUGCGUGCCCAGGCAAACCGUCAUCGGCGCGACGUGGAGUACGUUGUGGGGGACCUUGUGCUCCUGAAAUUACACCCCUAUCGGCAGCACUCCCUAGCACGCCGGGUAUCUGCCAAGCUUGCCCAACGCUUCUAUGGGCCCUUCCAGGUGGUUGAACGCGUUGUAGCCACCUUGCCAGACGCCUUCUUCAAGGGACGCCCAAUAUCCACCCCUGUCACGGCGAUCGCCAGUCGGGUGGUGAUGGUCGACGGCAACUCACAGGAACAAUGGUUGAUCAGGUGGUCUGACGGGUCUGACAGUGACACUACGUGGGAACCGGUUACAGCAUUGCGCGAACAUUUCCCCGAUCUAUGCCUUGAGGACAAGGACGCUUCUAACCCGGGGGGAGUUGAUACGGGCACGGGUGCAGCCAAUGCGGAGGUUGUGACAAUUACGGAGCGGCCUCAGAGACAGGUUAAACCGCCCAAGCGAUACCAAGAUUAUAUUUAAUUUAUUUUAUUAUAUGGUUUAUUGUACCGUAGAUUUUUACUAGGUGAGCAGUAAUUAUAAUGCUCCUUCGAGGGUUUCUUUUCGGUUCUUUACCUCGUCGCUUUUCUUGAACCAACAGGAUAGAUAAUUUAGUAAAUUAGGUUUGAGAAGGAUUCACUAUAAAUAGGGUCUCUUGUA